Molecule: messenger RNA, 2257 nt
Organism: Gasterosteus aculeatus aculeatus (three-spined stickleback)
Lineage: Eukaryota; Metazoa; Chordata; Actinopteri; Perciformes; Gasterosteidae
Gene: nradd
Product: neurotrophin receptor associated death domain
Biological process (GO): Rho protein signal transduction
Cellular component (GO): cell surface; plasma membrane
Molecular function (GO): death receptor activity; coreceptor activity; nerve growth factor binding
Source: RefSeq, a predicted model, not a curated record
AAAAGGCCCAGCGGAGCUUCCAGGAGCUUUUCUUCCUGCCUCAUCUGUUGCAAAGCUGCGGGUAGAGGUGGCCGACCGUGUGCAUCCUGCCUUCCUGCCGAAACAGAAGAAACUUUGUGUGACUUUUGCACGCUAUCGGCAGGGAGAAGCGAAUGGGAGAAUCCAGGGAUCGGACAGCCGGCGCGCUGGAGCCGCUUCCUCGUGCGUAAAAGAAUUUCCGACCCACCGGAGUAUGAGCGGACCUCCCCAGUGUGCGCAACCAGAUUCAGAGAAGUGGACGUUUUGAUGACAUCUUUUCGGCGAUUGUUGAAGGUUGCAGACAAAAAAAAAUAAUAACGAAACCAAAACUUUAUAUUGAGGAGGAUUUUGGAGACCGCCGACAUGAGACCGUUUAUCCUCUGCGUUCUUCUGCUGAUUAAAGUGACUCCUGGAGAGGCCUGUGCCAGUGGCCAGCUCACUGAAUCGGGCCAGUGUUGCAGUCUGUGUCCCGCUGGCUUCGAAAUGAAGGUGGAUUGUGGGAAAGAGGACACUAAGUGCACACAAUGCCCAAAGGGAACGUUUUCCUCAUCCGAAGGUCUCGGCCCUUGCCUCCCGUGUGCUAAGUGCCCACGCAGUGUUCCCACGGUGGCCUCUUGCUCUGCCACGCAAGACACACAAUGUGAAUGUGACGACGGCUAUUUCUUUUUGGGCAGGCACGCCCUGUGUCUGCCGUGCUCCAAAUGCACACCCGGUGAGGGUGUUACUCGGGAGUGUGGUCCACACGGAGACACGCGCUGCGAGGUCUGUGGUCCGGGAACGUUUUCUGAGGAGCGUUUCAGCACCAAACCCUGCCAGGCCUGCACCCAGUGCUCUGAUAGCGAGGUGGAAAUCCGACACUGCAUGCCCAACGCUGACGCACUGUGCAUGGAUAGGAAGCUGCACAUUCUGUCUCCAACUCUGGGUGGGUCUGAUGCUCCUCGCCUGCCAGGUGUUGGGGAAGGGGAGACCAGCUCUGUCCCCGGAACGCCCAGGUUUACACCGCCGGAUGACGGGGGCAGCAACCACAUUCUGGCCUACGUGUCUGUUCUGGCUGCCGUGGUGCUGGGUCUGAUUUUCUAUGUGGCUUAUAAAUGCUGGAGAUCGUGUCAACAGAAGAGGGCUCUUUCUAAGGCCCGUGCAGCUGAGCUGGGGGCGUCUCCGGAAGGGGAAAAGCUCCAAAGUGACAGUGGUGUAUUUCUGGACUCUCAGAGCCUACAGGAGAACCAGCCCAGCAAAGGUACGAAGAGGGACAGCAAACAGGACAACCGUUUGUACAUCAACCUGCCCCCCCACAGACAGGAGGAGGUGGAGCGCCUCCUGCAGGAGGGAGGGGGCCGGGGGUGGAGGCAGCUGGGCGCUGCGCUGGGCUAUGAGCCCGAGCAGCUGGACCUGUUUGGGCGUGGAGAAGCUCCUGCUCACACACUCCUCUCCAACUGGGCCCCGAAAGAAGGUUCCACUCUGGGCCUGCUGUGGUCUGCACUGGCCCGCAUUGAGAGGCCGGACGUGGUGACGGCUAUUAACUGCCCCACGCAGGGUGUUUCUUUGGUCUGAAGAAUGAAACCAACGCAUGACACCAACAGACUGAAGUGGAGAACUUCCAUGGCAAUGAAAAGAAUGGAACUGCGAACACUAUUAACAACCACAGUCGGACGGUCCCACCAAUGGACUACGGUGGCUUUGUUGGACACUUGUGAUUCAGUUUUUACUGAGAGAACAAAACAUAUUCUUGUCCUUUCUCUGCCCCAGUUUAUGUCUCCAUUUGAUUUUACGAUAAGUUCAACUGCAUGAACGAAUCUCCUGCAAUGUGUGUGUGUUAUGGCUAAUGAGCAGAUCACCGUCUUAGCAGUGGCAAUGACCACUGCUGAUGUUGGUUUUGGUUCUUCUUUUCUGCUCAAGUCACUACUUUACACCGAGGAUUUAUAUUCUGCACCAGGGACGUUUCAAAUAUCGUUAGAAGACACAAAAAUAUAUUAAAACCCUCUUCUCUUUCUCUUCCCAAAUAUCAUCUUUGAUUGUAAAUAUCUUAAAUACUGAUUGUUUAAAAAGUAAUGAGUACGAUAACUGAAUGAAAGGAAUAGACUAUUCUCCUUGCAUUCAUAUUACACAGCUCCAUUUUUAUCACCUUUUCAUAAUAGACACGAAAUCCAAAGACACUGCAAACAUCAAUGCUUGUGGCCUGAGUCAUCUUGCCUUUGUAUUUAUUUCAACACCCUUAGAAUAAAACUAUUUCUAUGAGGAC